This is a messenger RNA of Blepharisma stoltei, 4109 nucleotides long. The record is from the annotation of a GenBank genome assembly. NCBI's taxonomy places the organism in Eukaryota, Ciliophora, Heterotrichea, Heterotrichida, Blepharismidae.
AUGAAAAAUUCUAAUAGAUCAAAAUCAACAGGGAAGAUAAAAGAACUGUUAUACUCUCCGAAACUCACCAAAAGCAUAAGAUCAGCACAUAAUUAAAUAAGGCGUCUCGGGUCGGAUAUAUCCUCUCGUCUAUGCAGCCUCGAGCACAUACUUAAUUAUAUCCAGGAAGGGUUUUUCAACCUAAAAAUGGACAGCAAUGCUAGGUAAGUAAUUCAGGCAGAGUGCCGUGCCUAGCACCAGUCCUUUUUCAGGAUUGGAAUUUUACCUCGUGGGGAAGGCGAAGCUUGAAAUUGAAUGUAAGCCCAGCAAUAUCUUUUGGCACUACAAGGCUAUUCGGGCAAACUCUCCAGUUUGAAACCAGGAGUUGUGGCCAGGGCUUCAAGUUUUCCCUUUUGCUGAGAAUUUGUCAGAAAUUCCAUUUUUCGGAAUUUCUGCGCAGACAACCCAUGUUCAAGCCGAGGGCUUGGAAGCUAGUGCAUUUGAGUGCUAGCGGACGUUAAAUGAGCAUAAGGUCGACCAAAAAAUGUUUUCAGGGUUCUAUAUCAAUGAAGCUCCCGAAGAUCCUGAACAAAAGCCUUAUGAAGGCUAUGAGGAUGAAAAUUUCACGAAGCCUUUUUCUCAUACGUUCUCGCAGUCAGAUUUAGUAAGCGGAUACACAAAACGGACAAGGGAAGCCUUAAUCAAAAAAGUUUACUGUUUAGAUGACGGUUAUAAGUACACCUUUGAUUUCUCGCCAGCCCUGAAUUUUUUCAAGUUCCUCUGUGUCCUUCCUAAGUAUCAAAAUAACUCAAAUAAGCUGGAAUUGUGAGUCCCGGACACAAUAAUCUAUAACGAUAUAGAAAGGCCUUAUUGGAUUUAUUCAGACCACAAAGGCAGGGUCUGCAGAGGAGAACACUUUGAAGAAGGCCACAUUAUUUCGAAGCUCAGUAGGUCUGAAAUGGGGUUUGGCCCUGUAGCUGUGCUUAAAAAAGUCCAUUAUGACUCAGAAAAAAACCGAAUUGUUGGGAAUAAUACGCAGGUUCUUAACAGUAUUGAGCUGAUAAAAACGAUCAGGUUUGUGUGUAGGAGAAACGGCGAAAAAAACUGCCUACAAAAAUUCAUUAGGUGUAAAGGCUUUAUUAUUGAUAAGGUUAUAGAAAAACUCCUGGUAAGCCUGCGAGCUACAAUAAUCUCCAUAGCGCGCCUCUCUUUGCUUUCAGCUCCUUCUGGCAUCGAUUGCUCUUUUAAGGACGAGGGUUUGUACUAGCCACCCGUGAGUGGAGACGUUCGUCCACCAUGUCAUACGUCUACUUACCCAUUCUGAAAGCGACCCAAAAGAGUUAACAUGAAACUUUGAUGCGGCAUAUCUCAUGAUCAUCUAAUUUUGGUGUUGAAUGCAAAAUUCAGCGAUUUCUAAAUUUCAAUUUACUUUCUUUUUCCCUUGCAUAUUUAUUGAUAUUUAUAGAGAGUUUGCUCAUUGUAUUAAUUAUUAAAAUAUAUAAAUCUAUAAACUGAAUGAAUAUAUUUAUUGUGUAUAAGCUUAUUAAUUAUUAAGUUAUUCAAUAAUUAAGCUUUGCUUUCACUUUAAUCAAAUGGCACUCUUUUUUUUGGAAAAAAUUCCUUAAUCUCCUCCUACAAAAUUUUGAAAAUCAAAUUUUCAACAUAAAAAAUAUUUUUUUAUAUAUAAAUGAUAAAAAAAAAUUUGUUCGCUCACGCAGGGGACGGAGUAAGAGGAUGGGCUGCUUCGCACAUCAUUUUAAUAUAUAUAUUAAGUGUAAAGGUAGCACAGCUUUUAUAUGUAGGAAUUUUUAUUCCACAAAAAAAGCUAUGAUGUGCUAUUUGAUAUCAAGCAAAGUUUCAUACACAGGGAAGUGCUAUUUAGCUGAAAGCGCUGAUGCAAAUAUAUUAAAAGUCAGCCAUGGUUAUUUUGUCUCAGCAACUGGUGCUUAUACUUAUAACAUUAUUAAAUUCCUCGAAAGAAAUUUAUCAAUUAAAUUAGAAAAACUGGUAUAUCUCAGACAUACUUUCAGAGUAUACAUGAAAUCUUUCCAGCAAAAAGUAAAAUUUCUGUUAAUAAUAUGCUCUAUUGGCAUGCUAAAUGCAUAAUCAAGCUAUAUGUGACUAUAUAAAAGAUGAAGAAGACAUAUGGUGAAUGAUAAACGUAAAAGCAUUCAAAUACAGCUCAAAUGUGUUCCCUACUCUGAACUAUUUUGUCGAAAAUGACAGCUUUGUCAGCCCUACUUCUUCAAAAUUAGGGCUAAAGGAGUAUAAAAGGCUUAAAAGAUGCGAAUUUUGUAGGAGCGGGUUUGUCAAAAUGACGCAGGAGUUGACGUUAAAAAUGCUUUUUGAGCUUGAAGAGCACUUAAAACACAGAGGAAAAGAGCUUUCGUGGAUGGAAAACAAAGAGUACCGGCAUGUGGAUAAUGCGACGUUAUAUCAGAGAUUCCAAGUUUGUGAAAGCUGCUUUAAUUUGUAUACAAUUACACAAGAGUUGAAAAAUAUUGAAAUUUCUAUUGCGAAAGGGUUAGGGUUUAUUCAUGAUAAAGAGGCAAAAGAAGAAAAUAAUCUUAGUCCGCCGCUGAAUUUUAACAUGCUGGAACAGUAUAGGUUUAUGCUUAUACUUGACAGUUUGAGAGAGUGCGAAAUAGAGCUUUCUUCAGCUUUUCAUAUAAGAUAUUCAUUCAUUAGAUUAGUAUAGAGAAGCUCCCAACCAACUCGCUAAUGGCUUUUCAUGUCCCUUGUUUCUCACACCCCCUUGCUCGCCAGUCUGAUUGCAGAGCUUAAGGCUUGUUACUCUCUCCGAUAAGAGCCUGCAUUUGCUACCCAGAGGUGAAGAUGCUGGGCCACUGUGCAUUAUGUCGACGGGUUCCCUUUUCAGAAAACUCAAAAAGCGAAUUUCCUGGUAGUCUAUCAACAGGGAUGAAACUUGUAGCUCGGGUGCAACUCCCGGUGUCGCGCUAGAAAAAUGCCGAUUAGUCAAACGAGUGAUCUCUAGCCUUGCUGGGCUAUCUCUUUUCAACUUCCAAUUUCUAUCCUCCCUCAGGGUAAAAUCUUCCCCUGGAUGUGAGCCUGAGGUCAGCACGCCCGAUAUUGAGCUCUACUAGACCAAGUAAAACCCGGCUGACACACUCACCAAAUGCUGCUCCCUUCCAAAAGUUCCUUAGUCUCCCAUCUUGCUACAGCUAUUAAGAGGGCAGAUUGGUUCACCACACCAUUUUUUUGUAUUCUAUAUAAGAUACUCAUUUCUAGGUUCAAAUAUACAGUUUUCUCUCACUGAAAAUGAAGGCAAAACUCAGUCACUAAAACAUGUAAAGUCCUUUUAUAUACUGCCCCAUAUUAAUUGAAUUUUUUUAUUAUUGUCUCCACUUUUUCAUAUAAAAAUAUAGGAAUUGCCCGAGGAUGGCGCUAUCUUGCGCCAUCCUCGGGCAAUCCAAAAAAUGGCCCCACACCGGGAAUCGAACCCACGUGUGGGGCCAUUUUUGGUGCGUGUAAGUCGAUGUUGGCCACACACCAAAAAUGGCCCCACACGUGGGUUCGAUUCCCGGUGUGGGCCAUUUUUGAAUUGCCCGAGGAUGGCGCAAGAUAGCGCCAUCCUCGGGCAAUUGCUAUAGUAUAUUUUCGCUAAAAAUAAAAACGAUUUCGAAGCCUUUUUAGAAAACUAUGGAAAUAUUGUGAUAGAGCUCUACAACUCACACCAUUUUAUAGGCAAAACUACAAUUUCCCUAUACGAUUUUCACUCAAUUAAUGUGAUAACAAAAGUUUAUUAUCAGCCUAUUUCAAUAAGCCCUAAUAUUUACCUCCAAACUUAUACUGGAAUCACAAGAGACGGCCCACAAAAAGUAUCAGCAUUUUCGUUUAAUGAAUACAAAGGGAUUUAUCUUCCCCGCGAGUCCCAUACAAGCUGCCACACACUGCCUGCUGAAUGGUUUGAGAUUAUGCCAAAUUGGUAUGUACACCGUAGCAAGUCUUCUACUACAUGAGACAGAUCUUUAAGCCGAUCUCCUACAAAAUCCUUAUAUAAAUCGCCAAUUAAGCCUACAAUAACUAGGUCUAAGUCUCUUCUAAGGCAAAACCGAAAAAACCGAAUCAGCUAUGAUUCUCAUUUUCUAACAAAAACUAUGCAAACUUAA